AUGACUGAUGACCUUGAGGGUUGCAGAGGCGGAGGAUGGACGCUGGUCAUGAAAAUCGACGGCACAAAGGUAUCUCGUCUCUCGUCAUUCUUACUCGUAAGCCAGAUGUUCGCUUUAGAGAAAACAUUUGGGACGUGAAUUGUCCAUGAAAAAAGUUAUCAAACGUUUUUGCAACAAAAGGUUAAACCAUUUCUUGAUCUAAUUAUCAUGCACACCACGCGCUCGAAUCGAUAUUUACAAUACAAUUGCCGUAGCUAUCUGCCAUUUGUACCCCCUAAACAUGAACUACCUUAAAGAGAUCGUCAUUACUUUUCAGGCUAGACAUCUUGAACCUCGAGUGAAAUAGAUAAAUUACGUUCCUCACUCCUACCGUGAAACGUUUUGAUCGAUUCCACUCGUUUUAGUACUUAUUUGCCUCUGGAUUCUACCAUCAAUCAAUUUUAUUUCAAAUUUUCCAUCUUUUAGCCAACCUUCCAUUAUGAUUCCCAACGUUGGAGUAACAUGGAUGACUUUAAUCCUCAAGGAGGGGAGAAUGGGUUUGAUUCACAAGAGACCAAGCUACCGACCUACUGGAACACGUCCUUCUCCAAGAUCUGCCUAGGAAUGAAGCUCGGUAAUCUGCUCAGUUUCAUUACCAUUCGAAAGCAAGCCAGCUCUUUGUACUCUGUGAUUGCGGACGGGCAAUAUCGUGACACGUCACUGGGUCGUGACACGUGGAAGUCGCUGAUUGGCUCUGAGGCCUCCCUACAAGUAAAAUGUUACAAGGAGGGGUUUAAUGCUUUGGCUAAAGAAGAGUAUUCCAAAGCAAGAAUUGGUAUCAUUGCAAACGAUAGAUAUGAUUGCAACACCUGUAAUUCCAGAAUUGGCUUUGGCACAGGUGGGAUUGAUGACGACUCAAACACUUGUGGGAACGAGGCAAAGCACGAAGGAGAUAAUGGAGACAAACACAUCAAAACCAUUGGGUACAUCUUGGUUCAGUGA
This is a messenger RNA of Pocillopora meandrina, 981 nucleotides long. The record is from the annotation of a GenBank genome assembly. NCBI's taxonomy places the organism in Eukaryota, Metazoa, Cnidaria, Anthozoa, Scleractinia, Pocilloporidae.